Molecule: messenger RNA, 716 nt
Organism: Physella acuta
Lineage: Eukaryota; Metazoa; Mollusca; Gastropoda; Physidae
Source: RefSeq, a predicted model, not a curated record
ACGAUACAUGCCAAUGUUUAUUUACUUGCAAUAUUUGUCUUCCAAUCAGAGACUUCGUGAUCAAGCGUCAGGAUGAAUCUAAGGAAAGCCUUGUGUUUUAUUCUGCUGUUAAGUACUGCGCUAGUUGACGGAAUACCAGUCAAAGUGCAGAAUCACACUGUAGGUCUUAACAGCCGAAGCAAGAGAUUUGCUCCUUUCGCGGCAGUAGGAUUGGCCCUUCCGGCGUUAAAAACAGCGUUCGCCAGUUUCGCAGCAAAAAAGUUAACCGCGACGGCGCUAGCAUCCGUGGUGAAAGGGGCGAUCAAGAAAUUUGGUUCGAUCGCUGUUAAGAAGGCCAUUCAAGCUUUGAAGAUCCCUAACUUACAACAGCUGAAACAACUAUUGAUGAAAGCAGGAUCACAUUUGUACUCGGGUGUGAUUGCCGUUAUCACCUUCGAUGUUGUGGAGGAAGUUAUUAGGCCAGUACUUGAUACAGUAUCCAAAUGGGUUUCCAGCAUCUUCUCAUGGUGGUGAUGUCUCCAGAACAGAAAAACCCAACAGCCUUCGAGCUAUCAUUGAAUGCAAGGAGAAACAGAGUCCACCAACCAAUGAUGUGAACAUGCUAUAAUUUAUACAAAGAGCUUUUCAUUUAAAUAUAUUUUCUAAAUUUACAGUUAUCUUAAAUACGUUUCGGCGCAUAAAACAUUCUUGAUGAUCUUAAAAAGAAAUAAAAUUAA